CCGCUCCCGGGCGCCGCUAUAAAGGGGCCGCGGCCCGACGGCCGCUCAGCCCCCGCCCGGCGCCCACCAUGGCCACGCGGGCCCUGCUGCUGCUGCUGCUAAUGCUGCUGCCGCCGCCGCCGCCGCUCCGGGGCUGCGCCGCGCGCCCCGCGCCCCCCAGGGCCCCGCGACACUCGGACGGAACUUUCACCAGCGAGCUCAGCCGCCUGCGGGAGAGCGCGCGGCUGCAGCGGCUGCUGCAGGGCCUGGUGGGGAAGCGCAGCGAGCAGGACACAGAGAACAGCACAGCCUGGACCAACUCUGCGGAGGGCCACCUCUGCCUGCUGUGGUCGGACGCGCCCACCCUGCAGGCCUGGAUGCCCCUGAGGCCCCCCGAGGAUCAGGCCUGGUCUCCCCAGAUGCCUCUUGGACUGAGGGCUGGGGUCAUGCUGUCAGAGCCGGCCAUCCCUGCUGCUGAGGGGAUGCAGAUGAGGCCCUGAGGAAGAAGGAACCUCCCAAGGGGAGCCUG
This is a messenger RNA of Eubalaena glacialis (North Atlantic right whale), 508 nucleotides long. It is a transcript of the gene SCT, whose product is annotated as secretin. Gene Ontology annotation, molecular function: hormone activity. The record is from RefSeq and is a predicted model, not a curated record. Bases 69 to 479 code for a protein of 136 amino acids. Gene Ontology annotation, cellular component: extracellular region. Gene Ontology annotation, biological process: negative regulation of gastrin-induced gastric acid secretion; positive regulation of pancreatic juice secretion; positive regulation of somatostatin secretion. NCBI's taxonomy places the organism in Eukaryota, Metazoa, Chordata, Mammalia, Artiodactyla, Balaenidae. The transcript is spliced from 4 exons.